CCGACAAGAUGGAGCAGAAGUCAGCGCGUUCCUUGACCGUCAAGCGAAACUUCGUCAAGGGUAAGAUUUCGCGGGUCGUGGACAGGUUGAAAGCAUUCGAGGAGAACCACCAGCUGCCUUCGUUUGCCCAGAUCCAAGUCUUCGUGUGGAACGUCGAGAAGUACUACGGCGAGUUCAACAAGGUUUGCGACGAGUUUAAGGUAAGCGACGCUGACGCUGGUGAACGCUUCAACCACGACAUCGAGUGGGCUAGAGUGGUGAGUCUGAUUCAGGAGGCUAACCUGCGGAUUGUGGCCCUGAACAACGCACUGCUGUAUCAGCCCGUGCAUGCCGCUGUUUCCGAGCAACUGCAACAACCGGUCUCGAAGGAAGAGGCCAACCAAACUACGCUUCCCACGACCGAGGCUCGUGGCGAAGGUGAUGGCUCCGGAGCCAGCGAUGUUCCGGAUGCUGCGAACGCCGAGAGAUGCCAAGCCGUCGAUCGAGAACCGGGUGCACCUGACACCAAGGUAGGUGCCCAUUCUGAACCCUGUUUGAGUCCGCCCAUUUCGGACAGCGAGCGUAGCGAGCCGAUGUGCACGCUGUGCAACGGUUGCCGCUCGGACACCGACUGCUUCACGGUCCGUGAAGAUCCGAUCGAGCAGUGUCAACCCCUAGAAAAGUUAAACCCCGACCUGAGCAGCCAGAAGAGGUUGCCAGGAGAGUCUCACGAGCCUGAGAUUCAACCCGCAGUGCCAGCGAUACUGCCAACCGAGGAACUUGAAGUGGUUCCGCACGAGUCCUCGUCAGAUGACCGAGGUAGUGCCGAGACAAAACCCGGCCUGUGCAGCCCCCAGCGGUUGCCAGGAGAUUCUUGCGAGCCCGAGAAUCGACAAGAAGAGUCGUCCGAGGAACCAGCAGUGGUUCCGCAUGAGUCCUCGGCAGUAGAACGAGGUAGUGCCGUGUCGGACGACCCAAAAGCUGUCCCCAUGCUGGAGCCAGCUCAGCACGUCGACGUUGUGCCAGACGUUGACACAUGCCAAGCAGUGGAGGGAGUUUCACUGCUGCCAGCCGUACCUGACGAUGAGAACAACAAGAAAGGUGCACAUCACAGAUGCACCGAACCAGCAAGAUCCAGCGUCCAAGUGGAUUGGACCACGAACCAGAACGCGAGGAAGGCCCACAAGAACAUCGAAAUCGACCAGCGAACGUGUACGAGCCACGAGAGUGCGACGUACCUGUACAGCCAACGGACCGAGCUGUACGAAAGAUGCUGCGGUGACAGCAUCGCACGGUCAGGAGCCGACUGUGCAGACGAACUCGGAAGGGCUGUGGAGAAGUUGCGCGAUACUGCAAUCUUCAGCAGCACCAGGCAGAGACCUCGAUUGGUCUGGGACCCAGGCGUGGAGUUGAACGCAGCGCAUCGCUCCACACAACCGUAG
Messenger RNA from Culex pipiens pallens (northern house mosquito), 1421 nucleotides. RefSeq lists its product as uncharacterized. Lineage: Eukaryota; Metazoa; Arthropoda; Insecta; Diptera; Culicidae. Bases 9 to 1421 code for a protein of 470 amino acids. The transcript has a single exon. The record is from RefSeq and is a predicted model, not a curated record.